CCCCAAACACACCUGCCCAGGUGUGAACACGGCGGGGUUGGGCUGCAAACCCUCCCCUGGCUCAAGUUGCUAAAAACAACUGAUCUGGGAGCAAAACCGGGAGCAUGUGACUUGCACGACUGCUCAUGUGAGAGGACCUGCUCAGCCAAAGAACAAGAUGCCUGUGAAGUUUAAUUUCUCUUAGCCCUACAAGAAAAACUGAGGAGUAAAAGUUAUGGAUCCUUUAUACUUUCCCAACACAUUUAGCAUGGACGCUAGUUCCAGUGACGUGAAUUCCUCACUGCUGACAAAUGUGACAGAGAAUGGGACACUCUCAGAGCAGCCUCCAUUCAAAUACAUCCACAAAGUCCUGAUUCCCAUCUUUUACAUCCUUGUAUGCGCAGUUGGACUCAGUGGCAACACAUUGGUCAUUUACGUGGUUUUGCGUUAUGCCAAGAUGAAAACCGUCACCAACAUUUACAUCUUGAAUUUGGCCAUUGCUGAUGUCCUCUUCAUGCUGGGCCUGCCCUUCCUGGCCACCCAGAACGCCAUCUCCUACUGGCCCUUUGGCUCCUUCCUGUGCAGGCUGGUUAUGACUGUAGAUGGUAUUAACCAGUUCACUAGUAUUUUUUGUUUGACUGUGAUGAGCAUGGACCGGUACCUGGCAGUAGUUCAUCCCAUUAAAUCAACCAAGUGGAGACGUCCCAGGGUGGCCAAGCUCAUCAGUAUGACUGUCUGGACAUUCUCGUUCCUGGUGGUGCUUCCAGUCUUCAUCUUUUCAGAUGUGCAGGAAGACUUUCACACCUGCAACAUGAACUGGCCAGAGCCUGUCAACAUCUGGUCAGCAGCAUUCAUCAUUUACACGUCGGUCCUAGGGUUUUUUGGUCCUUUGUUGGUGAUCUGCCUGUGCUACUUGCUGAUUGUGAUUAAAGUCAAAUCUUCAGGGAUCCGAGUUGGGUCUACAAGGCGCAGGAGAUCAGAGAGGAAGGUGACCAGGAUGGUGGUGAUCAUCGUGGUCGUCUUUGUGUUUUGCUGGCUCCCAUUUUACAUGAUGAACAUUGUCAAUUUGAUAUUUAUACUGCCAGAAGACCCUGUGCUGGUAGGGGUGUACUUCUUUGUGGUGGUCCUGUCCUAUGCAAACAGCUGUGCCAACCCCAUUCUUUAUGGAUUUCUUUCUGACAACUUCAAGCAGAGUUUUCAGAAAGUCCUUUGCCUCCGAAAGGGCAAUGGUGUAGAGGAUGGUGACCCCAUUGAACACAGGCAAGAGAACAGCAGUCGCUUGCAGGAAUCCAUGUUAACCCAGAGAAAUAUUGAAUUCAAUGGACAUAUGCAGACUAGCAAGGUGUAAGGGCAUGGUUUGGGACUGCAAAGCACUUGUAGACCUGGAGAACUUGGGGACGUAAAGGAGAGAUGAAAUCAUAGCAAAGCUAAAACCUGGAGGCCCGCAAGCUCAAAUAAAUGUACAUAGACUUCUCUUCACUCCCCUCCCUUUCCCAGCUAAAAGUGUUAUGGGUUAUACUGGGCUGUGUGAAAUUCUUACGGUGUUUUAGCUAAGGCAGUCAGACGUGUUACCACUUUCUGUACCCUAGAGAACUGAUCUACUGGUACCCACUGCUGGCUUUGUACUUCUCUGGUGAUGCAAAACAACACUAAACCUGUUUUAACUACCUUGUUAAGCUGAGUUCAUGGCUGCUUUGCACUGCUGGGAUCAGCUCAAAACAGAAAACAGCUCAGACAAUUUGGUUGGAAAUGUCUUUGAAAGUCUUCAAGGGGAUCUUUUAAAAGAAAAACACUAUAUAGUAAUAGAGGUUCCAUAUAAAAAAGGUCACAGCACGGAUCUUGAAAUUAUGUAUAAUCCAUGGCUUUAGAGUGCUGUGAAGUCCAUUUACACUGUUUUACUGUUAUUGAUCCAUAUAAGAAUCUCAAACUAUUUGGGAAUCUUUCAAACAGUAAGAAAGAAUAAAAACAAAACAAGGAGAAAAAUGUUGAAAGAAUUCAAUGUAUUCAUGAUACUUUCACAUUCUAAACCAAACUGCAUAUAAAAUGUAAUGUAACCACUUUAUUAUCAUGUAAGUGACAAUGAUUGUGAAGUGCUGGAAAGCUGUUGUGUAUAUUUAUUGGUUCUGAAUGUAAGUAUGGACUUGAAUUUAAAUUGUAUUUUCAGAAAUUAAAACAA
Molecule: messenger RNA, 2155 nt
Organism: Cygnus olor (mute swan)
Lineage: Eukaryota; Metazoa; Chordata; Aves; Anseriformes; Anatidae
Gene: SSTR5
Product: somatostatin receptor 5
Exons: 2
Coding region: 215-1327 (370 amino acids)
Biological process (GO): regulation of insulin secretion; cellular response to glucocorticoid stimulus; neuropeptide signaling pathway
Cellular component (GO): neuron projection; membrane
Molecular function (GO): somatostatin receptor activity; neuropeptide binding
Source: RefSeq, a predicted model, not a curated record